AUAAACAAUUGAUGAUUUCCAAUCUUUGUUGUCCUUUACUACAAUUUAUAAGUUGUUCAUUUUCAAAACAACUCUUUUUAAGGGACGGAUGGAGUAAUAAUUAAUGCUACCGAGCAUUUAAAAAAUGUUUUCUUGAUUGUUACUCCGGGGUAUUGUAUAAGCACCAGAAAUCAAAAGAGAGUGUUGUUUAGCUGCGUAAAUGAAUUACUCUAGAUAAUCGUUUAAUGUGCUCAAUCAUCAUUUUCGUGAGGUAUACCAGUAGAAGUCCCUUUUGAGUGCUUUGUGUUGGUUAUUUUUGGAUAUACUUCCCCACUUGUGGGACCGUACUGGGUUGUUGUAUCUUUUGACAUACCGAGAGACAAAGUAUGCUGUUUUUUUAAGCGUACUGUAUCUCUUUUACUGUCAGCUAUCAAUACUAUCAUACCAAGACCAGAAAUUUUACAGAAUGCUCCCUUUAAUUAGCUAAUUGCUAUAGAAGAAGCUAUCCCAUCAGCGUUUCUAUUUCUUGGUGGGGUGAUGGGUAAAGGAGAGGGAAACACAUUCUUGAAUUAUCAUUCUUGUAAUGUCGUCUGAUGAAUGCAGCUUAUAACUUAAUCUGUCAACAUUGGUGGGAAAGAGAUGUUCAUUGAACGAUUUGGAAAAAAUGUGGCACGCUGCUACAAAGAGUAAUUUACACAUUCACUUGUUCAUUCAUGCGCUUGGUAAUUAAUCAGUUCUUUAAGUGACAUGCAGUAGCACCACCUCCACCGAGUGAUCCUACAGUGAAGAAAGUUGCAGAUAAAUUGGCAAGUUUUGUGGCCAAGAAUGGUAGACAGUUUGAGAAUGUUACCCGCCAAAAAAAUCCCGGUGACACUCCCUUUAAGUUCUUAUUUGAUGAAAGCUGUCCUGACUAUAAGUACUAUGAAUAUCGGCUUGUUGAAGAGGAAAAGGCUCUUUCACAAACCAGAGACUCUCAAACUCCACAAAGUGGAGGCUCAAGAUCUUCUAUCCUCAAUUCGGGUAGCAGCUCUCAGAAGUCAAUUCAGCAAAAGUCGAAUUAUCAAAUUCCUGCAUCAGCUUUGUAUGACAUGUCAGAUUCUCCCAGCAGAGCUUCUGCAGGACCACCAUCAUCGGCAGAUCCAAUAGCAAUGAUGGAAUAUUACAUGAAGAAGGCUGCAGAUGAAGAGAAAUCAAGGCCUCCAAAGUCAUCAAAGGGCGAGAUGCCUCCACCCCCUUCCCUUAAAGGAGGAAGCCCGGCUUUGGGCAAGAAAGGGCAUCACAUGGGAGAUUAUAUCCCGCCUGAGGAGCUUGCCAAGUUCAUGGCUGCCUGCAAUGAUGUGGGUGCACAGAAAGCUGCCAAGGAGCUUGCUGAGAGGUCCAAAAUUCAGGCUGAUAAUAUUGGUCACAAACUGCUGGCUAAAAUGGGAUGGAAGGAAGGUGAAGGUCUGGGGAGUUCUAGAAGCGGAAUUGCAGAUCCAAUUGUUGCAGGUGAAGUGAAGUCAAACAACCUCGGUGUCGGUGCUCACAACCCUGGAGAAGUAACUCCAGAAGAUGACAUUUAUGAGCAGUACAAGAAGCGAAUGAUGCUUGGCUAUCGCCACCGCCCUAAUCCUCUGAACAAUCCUCGGAAGCAAUACUACUGAGACAUUUCAUUUCGUGAUCUCUCUGUCUCUCCUCUUAAGGAAAAGAUUGAUUCCCUUUGAAGUUUGUAUCUUUAUUACAGAUUGAUUGAUUGAUUGAAUCACUUGCCUACAAAGAUUGUAUUAUUUAAUGCUGGAAUUUUAGUCUGUGUUGGCGGUUUAUAUAUCAUAAUAGCCCGUUUCUGGAAUGAAUCUGUGUGUAUGGA
Messenger RNA from Cuscuta campestris, 1825 nucleotides. Lineage: Eukaryota; Viridiplantae; Streptophyta; Magnoliopsida; Solanales; Convolvulaceae. The record is from the annotation of a GenBank genome assembly.